GUCUGGAGCGCCCCCUCCCGGAUGUAUCGAUACCCUGUGAUCACUGCAGCCAGCUGCUUCGACCUCUUCCUCUGCUGGUUUCCAGAGAGCUCCCUCCGUCAUGGCGAUGCACGCUAAAGCAACUCCACCACAGAUCCCGGACACCAGGAGAGAUCUGGCGGAGCUGGUGAAGAGGAAACAGGAGCUGGCUGAGACACUGGUGAACCUGGAAAGACAGAUUUAUGCCUUUGAGGGCAGCUACCUGGAAGACACUCAGAUGUACGGCAACAUCAUCCGAGGAUGGGACAGAUACCUCACCAACCAAAAGAACUCCAACAGUAAAACUGACAGAAGGAACCGUAAAUUUAAGGAAGCAGAACGUCUGUUCAGCAAGUCAUCUGUGACGUCUGUUGCAGCGGUCUGCGCGCUCGGAGGGAUCCCGGAUCACAUGAAUGAAAAGCGUGAAGCUGGAAGUGGCACAGAAAGUGACACGUCUCCAGAUCUUCAGAACCAGGAAAACGAGCCGAGCCAGGAGGACACGGAGGACGUAGACUCAGCACUGCAGGACCUGAAGCCUCAGAAAGCUGCUUCCUCCUCAUCAUCAAGCAGUCACCACGGGAGCCACAAGAAGAGGAAGAACAAAAACAGACACAGCCCUUCUGCCAUGUUUGAUUAUGACUUUGAGUUUGACAUGAAGGUCAACAAGAAGCCCAGAGCUGAUUAUUCCACCUGAAGGACCAGGAUCAUCCAGGAACCGUGUCGCCGAACAUGUUUCUGGACUUUUUUUGCCUUUUUGUUGUUUCAGCCUGUACAGUGUCCAUAUUGUUGAAACAUUCCCACCUUGUGUCCUGGUUCUCUCUGGACCAGUCGGGUCAGAACCACCGUGUUUCAUCACACCUCCCUGUGUGUCAUUUAAAAGGAUUGUAUUUAUUGUGUAGCUGAUUUUCAUGUUUCCCAGGAACAUUUUCCUUUAGCAUCACAUUUCUUUUAUGAGCUGUUUGUUUUACAGAAAAUCAAUAAAAUUGUGCAAACGU
Messenger RNA from Girardinichthys multiradiatus, 1013 nucleotides. RefSeq names its product MYST/Esa1-associated factor 6 (gene meaf6). The transcript is spliced from 8 exons. Bases 101 to 712 code for a protein of 203 amino acids. Lineage: Eukaryota; Metazoa; Chordata; Actinopteri; Cyprinodontiformes; Goodeidae. The record is from RefSeq and is a predicted model, not a curated record. Gene Ontology annotation, cellular component: NuA4 histone acetyltransferase complex.